AUGAUUGACGAUAUACCAGAAACGGGCGCCGUCUUCACCUUCGGCAGAUCUCAUUUUGCGGACAAUGAGCCGAGUCAUUUCUUCAUUAAGAACGAUCCAAUUGUCGCUAUAUCCUGUGGGGAUGAACAUAGUGCUGUUAUAUGCCAGAACGGUCGUGUGUUUGUAUUCGGUGCAAAUGCUUGGGGCCAACUGGGCUUGGGACAUAAGGACGAAGUGACAAGACCCAGUUGUGUCAAAUGGCUCAAACCCCAUCGGACUAUGUUCGUCGCUUGCGGGCGCGCGCAUACUAUAUUUGUUACAGAUACGAACGCGAUAUACUCUGUGGGUUGUAAUGAUGAGGGGCAGCUUGGGACGGGGGACAUGGAGCAACACACUGUCCCACAAUAUAUAGAGCUGGAAGUCGAACGGCCAAUCAGACAAGUGUCGGCCGGAAGUAACCAUACAGCAAUACUUACAGAUGACGGGCGGGUUUUCAUGUGCGGGUCCAACACCGAAGGUCAGCUCGGUUUGGGUGAAGACACACGCCACUGUCUGAAGUUCACUGAACUCAAGUUUAUGGAGAAGAUCUCUUUCGUCGAAUGCGGUUACUACCACACCGUGUUUAUAACUGAAAAAGGCGCCGUGUUCGUAACUGGCGACAACGAAAACGAAAAGUUGGGAAUUUCGCACGCAACCACCGUCUUCGCCCCUCAAGUCCUGCCUAUCCCUACAGGAAUAAAAAGCGCGUGUUGCGGUGCGAAUCACACGUUUCUCUUGUCUAUGGACGAGACGAAAAUAUUCGCGUUCGGUUCGAACCAGAAUGGACAGCUGGGCAUGCCUAAAAGCACAGAGUUCGUGAGAGAGCCGACGGAAAUCAAUAUGGACAAAAUGUUCGAUGGUUACCAGUUGAAAUUGGUUGCGUGUGGAGCUAUGCACACUGCUUUUGUCACAGACAAUGGGUUGCUCUACACGUGCGGCGAGUCGCGCCACAACAAACUCUGUUUGGACGAAAUCGACGCCGACAACUCGCACGAUUUCCCUAAUCAAUACACACCGAAGCGGGUCAGCGCUAUGAAUGGCUUCAUUGUCGACAAUGUGGCAUGCGGCGGGUGCCACACGCUACUAACGGCCACUAAGGGUUCCAACGCCGACUUCACAAACAACGACUUCAUCGUCAACCAACCGAGACCCGUAUCCAUAACAGAACUACCUCCAUUACAAAAAGUACCCGUUAUGAAAGAAGAGAAAACUGACACGCCUAAACCCGACGAGACCACAAAUCGAGAUGACAUCGCGUCUAUCGAUUCGUUAGAAGCUAACGUAAGUGGCUCGCAUAUUGUCAAUAUAAACGAUCUCGAAACUAACAGUAUUCAUGAUAUACCAGACUUAAAAGAGGAUGUACAAGACAAGACAGAUGACACUAUAGAAAAUGUAAUCGCCACAGCAAAUACUAGUGUCGAAACUGCUGUGGAAAAAGCAGAUGCGUCUAUUGAGGACAUGACAUCGACUGUAGAAAAAGGUAUGACGGAAAUAGCUGAGAAAGCUGUAAUUACAAAAGAUAAAUUACUGGAAGACGUGAAACACGCAGCGGACAAACCGAAUGAACAAAUCGAAAGUAUCGUGCACACAGUUAAAGAAACUACGGGUAGUAAUAUCAAACAGGUAGAAGAAGUAUUCACUAAGACAGUAGCAAAUAUAGACCCUGGUUUCCAUUGUGAGAAGAAAUUGGAGGUUCCAGAUAAGCGGACAGAGGUGACUAACUCGCCACCACCAAAAACUCCCAUCAUCCAGGAUCUAUUGGAUAUUCCGGACAUCUCCCAUAUGAGUCCGAAUUUAAGUAAACACAGUGACGAAAAGAGUGAAGGUGGUCAAUCUGAGAACGAAACUAUACCAUGUGGGUCUGACAAGUCGAGUCCUGCUAAAACGAAAACUCAAGCGGUUAUGCCAAUCGUAAGGAGUGAGGACCAUAUUGACCAGGAAGAUGUGGUGGUAAAUAAGGAGGAGAAGGGUCGUUUUUCUCGCAUAUUCCAAUCGAUACGAGAUAAGGAAAACUCUUGUAUGGGUAAAGGGAAAGUCAUUGAGGAAACUGUCACUGAGAACGUACACAAAGGCAUAGACGGUGCAGAGGAGACAAUUCACAAAAUGGAGGAAACAGUUGAAACAGAAAUACGCAACCAAACAAACUCAAGAACGUGCAACAUUCUAUAG
Leptosia nina is the source of this 2187-nucleotide messenger RNA. NCBI's taxonomy places the organism in Eukaryota, Metazoa, Arthropoda, Insecta, Lepidoptera, Pieridae. The record is from the annotation of a GenBank genome assembly.